AUGUUUAAGGUACUUUUCCUCGCUACUAUCGCCGUUGCUGCUGCCAAGCCUAGUAUUGCUCCUGCUGCGUACUUCGCCGCUCCAGCUCCUCUUGUAGCCGCUCCUGCUCCAAUCGUCACUGCCUCGAGCUCACAGUACAUCGCAAGAAACUAUAACGGCGUGGUUUCUGCACCUUUAGUGGCUGCCGCUGCUCCAAUCGUGGCAGCACCAGCCACAUACGUCGCUCCAGCAGCCAAAAUCGUAGCUCCUGCAGCGCCACUUUACUCAGCUGCCGCUCCCGUGUACGCCCGGUACGCUUCACCAUAUGUGUCGGCUUCUUACUUUGCUCCCUCCGCUCCUCUUUAUGCCUUCAAGUAA
Messenger RNA from Parnassius mnemosyne (clouded apollo), 357 nucleotides. Lineage: Eukaryota; Metazoa; Arthropoda; Insecta; Lepidoptera; Papilionidae. The record is from the annotation of a GenBank genome assembly.